AUGGUGCAGGAGGGACUUCCUCCAGCCCCUUCUGUCAAAUGGGCAAGCUCCACUCCAAGUUUUGCAGGAUGGGACACAGCCGACGCAUCGCGGGUGCCAAUUUCCGCCCAACAGGCUUUCUAUCCCCCUCCGGGCGCCCGCGUCGUCGACCUACGGGGCUGGCGGCCCAGCCGUUCUCCCCCGCCGCCCGCCGCCCUCCGUCUGGGAGAAGCGGUGUUCUCACACGAUGCCAGAACUGCGCCAGAGGAUCUUCCUCUCUGGGUUUUUGAAAUGGACCACACGCCGCUCAAGCUCCCCAGCCUCAAGGACGUUUCGCGCGCGAACGGGCGAUACCAGUCGGCCAUUCACCCAGCGGCUCCAUCCCACCGUUAUCCUCCUUGGGCCGUGAUCGUUUGGGCCGUCUACCAGAGCAUUUGGGAGACGAAGCACGCUUGGGAUGAAGUUGCUCAGUUCGCGAUAACGGGCGACGCAGAAGAGGAGUGGCCAACUGGGGAGCUUUCGCAGAUCAUGAUGGCGAUAGACUGCCUCCCUGCGUUCCACCGUGACCUAAUCUCUUACGCCAGGAAGAUCAUGUCCCAGCUCAGCAUCAAUGACGAAGUCUUGCACGAAGCGCUGCAGCAUCUCCGGGUGCAGAUACGCAAGUCCCCACAGGCAAAGUCCAUAGUGAUCGCAGACACCCAGUUCGCCCCCGACCGCGCAGGCGUAAGAAAGGACAGCGCGCUCGCCCACGUCUUCUGCGACCUGGCAGAUCCCACGCAGUCGACCAUUUUGGUUCCAUGGCAUGACGAAGAGGGACAUCACUGGGCGGCGGUUCGCUUUCAGGUCGCCUCCCGCAAAUAUGCAAUCCUCGACUCCCUUCGUAGCCGCGGCCGCCCCAGCCCACGCAUUGAGAAGCCAGUACGUCGCACCGGGCGGGCGAUUGACAAGCACCUGAAGCGCAAGAGCACCCCAUGGGAGCUCGACGACCAGGCCCCAUCCGUUGCAACCCAGCGGGAUGACUUCUCAUGCGGCUCUGCAGUCUUCAACUCCUUGCAGCUUUUUAUCGCCCCUGAAACACUGCCUUGGUCCCCGGAGCGCGCCAAAUAUCACCGGGCGAAGAUGCUGAUGGCGGUGGUGGAUGUUUGGAAGGAGAAUGGUCGGCCCAUCGUCGCGCGGGGACAGCGGCAUAUCGCAGUCGAUGGCGCUGCAGCGCCCUCCAGCAGCGGUUCUGAGGUGGUCCUGAUGGCCGGCCCUAUGCGCGCCCUCGCGAGGAGGCCCAGCACCGAUGCCUCCAACACCAGCUCGGGCAGCUGUGUGGAGGAGGAGAGCGGCGCGAAAGCGGCGCACCCUGCCACGGCUACAGCCCCUGCACCAUCUUUCAACAGCAGCGUCAUCCGCAUGCAGGAUAUUCCCUGGGGCGCGCUCCUGGCCCCAAAGACCCCCGGCGGCACGUGGACCACGGCGACGGCGCCAGCGGCUUCGGCCCGGUCGAACGCAGAUCCCCAGCCCACAGGCAUGCCCGGGAGCGGCACCAGGGCUGGGGUACCAGCCCCAAUAGGGUCCUCGGGCACGGCGUUGCCCAUCAAGGCGCGGUUUGCAUCACUAGCGGCGUUCUUGAGGCAGCGAAGAGCAUCAGAAGCCGGGCGCGAGGGCUUGGCCCCCCUGCCUCCUUCGCCCUCCGCAGGCAGCACGCAGUCUGCAGCAGAGGACGAGGGGCAGUCCAUGGAGACGGGUGCUGGCAGCCCUUUGGAGGGGCACAUCAGCACGCCAUCCCUGCCUGGAGAGCGUGCGUCUUCUUUCCUUCGCGGACUCUCUGCCCACUGA
Messenger RNA from Epithele typhae, 1803 nucleotides. RefSeq lists its product as uncharacterized. The record is from RefSeq and is a predicted model, not a curated record. Gene Ontology annotation, biological process: proteolysis. Bases 1 to 1803 code for a protein of 600 amino acids. The transcript is spliced from 3 exons. Gene Ontology annotation, molecular function: cysteine-type peptidase activity. NCBI's taxonomy places the organism in Eukaryota, Fungi, Basidiomycota, Agaricomycetes, Polyporales, Epitheliaceae.